Arachis stenosperma is the source of this 1010-nucleotide messenger RNA. RefSeq lists its product as uncharacterized. The record is from RefSeq and is a predicted model, not a curated record. The transcript has 2 exons. NCBI's taxonomy places the organism in Eukaryota, Viridiplantae, Streptophyta, Magnoliopsida, Fabales, Fabaceae. Bases 233 to 664 code for a protein of 143 amino acids.
AUCCAAUCAUAAGUCGCCACGUCAAACAAAAAAAAGGUCGGUACUGUACAAGGUUACCAGUUCACCACUACAACCCAAUGCUUCUCUGUAACUACAGCAACGAUUUCACACAUUGAACCCUAAAUUUUGCUUUCCUUUUCAAAUUUCAAUCUCCAUUCUUCAUUCGGCUGUGGAAUUCAAGAGAAAAGGACAAGACCUUCCUCAAUUUGACUUCUUCUGUGGCUGGUGAAAAAUGCAAGAUCCAAGGAUUCCUUUGUCAGAGGAGUUCUUGAAAAAUAAACCAAAGAAGAAAAAAUUUUCAAACCAAAAGGCAUCUUUGUUUCAAUUGCAAGGGAAUAAUACCAAGGAAGAGGUACAUGCUCCUAUAUCAUCAAAACCAGGACAGAAGGGUUCUAAAAGACAUUUGAUGACUGAAGUCUCACCACCUUUUGCAAAACAAGAGGGUUCCAACUCAGAUUCUUUUCCAGAUUCCUCUGCAGCUGGAAACGAGUACCGGGCAUUGAGGCGGAAGUAUCUGUUGCUGGAAGAUGAGAGCUUUUUAUUAGGGAAAGAGCUAAGAGAGAUUGAAGAUGAAGUAAAGACUCUUGAAGAUGAGAAAAUUGCACUGCUGGAUCAACUUGUUGUAAUGGAAGGUCUUGUUGACCCGUCAGAGAUACACUCCUAGUGUCUGCGAUUCCUAGACUUGUAUGUCAUUUCAUCUUCUGACGAUGACAUCUAUAUGUUGUUAUAUAAUCUCUAAAAUCAAAGUUUAAGGUUUGAGUCCUUUAGGUAGCUCUUUGGAACUUGGAUGGAUUAAAAACACAUUUGUAGAAAUUAUAUAAGUCAAAAUUCAACCUUUCUGUUCUUUGUCUAGAAUGUUUCUAGAAUACUUUGAUCAUCUAAUGUUUUUUUGUCAUAGUAAGGUAUUGUUUCUAGUUCAUUGUGGUAGGUUACCCAUUGUAAUUCUAUGGUUUCUUAUGCAAAUAUGAUUUAAUGUUUUAAGAAGCAGCAAACUUUUAACUUUAGACAAU